Messenger RNA from Oppia nitens, 1203 nucleotides. RefSeq lists its product as uncharacterized. Lineage: Eukaryota; Metazoa; Arthropoda; Arachnida; Sarcoptiformes; Oppiidae. Gene Ontology annotation, molecular function: protein binding. The record is from RefSeq and is a predicted model, not a curated record. Bases 121 to 1065 code for a protein of 314 amino acids. The transcript has 6 exons.
GAGUCAAUGAUCGCAGUGUUAACACAGAGAGUAUGUAAUGUAAGCGUCAUAUAUAAGACCGAUAGGGGAGAGGAGUGUGCAUGAGAUCGGCUAAUCAUAGAGUGGGUGAUCGAUGAGAAAAUGGCGCUAACCGUACCCGGUUUACGCCCUAAACAUUUCAAUUUAAUUACAUUAAUCAUAACUACACUUCAAAUAAUAUGCAGAUGUCUUGUCGCUGCCGAUCGCAAUAGAUAUUAUCACAUAUCAGCGCUUUGUAUGAGAGAGCGGAUACAUCCGUUGCACAAGAAAGUUGACGGCGCCGUCAUUACGAGUAAAUCUGAGGACAACCUCGACUGUACCAUCACUUUCCAAACGGAUACAAUUCUUCAGCGAUUUAUGAUUCGUUUUGAAAAGCUUGCGCUCGACUGUGACGACCAUUUGUUUAUAUACGACGGCGCACAUGCCAUCGGCAAUCAUAAGGCUGACCUGUCAUGUCGUAGUACUCGUACUGAAGUGGGUACUAUAUUUACCCAGGGAAGUUUCCUUACGUUGCGCUACACAACUGAUCCCUACAGUAAAUCCGAUAAUGGAUUUCGACUAAUAAUUACGGCUUUCAAAGAGGCCCCGGUUCAUUGUAAAGAUCACAAGUGCUUAAACUCAUUUUGCAUAUCCAAAGACUUAACAUGUGAUGGCAUUAACCAUUGCGGUGAUAAUAGUGAUGAAACAAGUCAUGCCAAUUGCGCCGAUCCAGAAGUAUUUGAUGGACUAAUAUUAGGAUUAGAGGCGCAAACAUUUAUAGCGGUUAUAAUAACAGUGUUUAUUAUAUGUUCCGUAUGUGUGGUUUGUAUUGCCAUAUGUUUGUGUAAACGGGAACGACUGAUACAACAACAACAACAAAGGAUAGCACUUCAUCCACAGUCAUCACAUCCAGCACUGGCUCAUCCACAGACUUACUCAAGUGGACAGCAAAGGUUUGCAACCCUGCCGUUAGAAAAAAUUAAAGAUAAACCGCCACCAUAUCCGGGAAACUUGUUUACCCCCGCAGUCGGAAACGCACACUCGCAGGUCAUAUAUACGGGCAAAUAAUCUCUUGUAAACAAAAACGAUUGGUUCGCGUCAGAAGAAUCAAGAGACCGGCAACAGUGCCGGCAAUGCCUUUAUUUUUAGAGCCGACGGCUGCGGGGGAGGAAUGGCUCGUCUAAACACACCAUUAAUAUCCUCUCA